AUGCGCAGAUACAAGGUGCUAGAGAAAAUUGGCGAACCCCAAAGCACUCAGAAGUGCCAUAGAAUUGAAGUUUCUAUGCUUCUGUAUUCAAAACAAUUUGGUUUUUUAGAAAGCUUCAAGAAUAUGAUAUAGAAUAUGAGAAGUUAGAUCCCAUGGAAGGCAAUAGGGUAUGAACAGUGUUUAAAAAUCAAAUGGUUACACUAAUUAUUUUAUUAUCGUUCUGUUGCCAAGCAUUUGCUUUUUAUCCCAGCCAAUGAAAAGAUGGAUACUUUGGUGAAAGUGAAAAUUGAGUUCCCUGAGAUAGUUCUUGCAAAACUUGCUCGGAUGGUACGACUUGAGAAACUUGAGAGGAUUUUAUGAGGUAUAAUAGCACAACAAAGCUAUGAGAAUCAUGAGCUGAAGAUGAGUAUUACGAUCCGGUCAAGGGUGAUUGUUCAUCUUGAAAUAAUGUUUGAAUCCAAGCAUGAGCAUAUCAAGCUUCUUGCUUCGAAUGCCCUCCAAACGAAAUUUUUGAUAUUGAAACUUUUGAAUGCGUUCAAUCAUGAGCCUCAGAUAAAUAUGAAAUUCAAUCUGAAAAGAUGAAUAUUGGCAAGAUAUGAAAGACUUUGAAAAUUUAUGUUGAUCCUGAAAGUCAGAAACUUAUUGAGUUAGGUACUUAUGAAUAUCCAUAUCGGACCUUCAAGUCAGCUGCAUCAGAGAUAUUAAAUCACUAUAGUAACACAGAAGCUGAAGUUGAAAUUUAUAUGAAGGAUGGUUAUAUCGAGAUGGAUAAUUUUUAUUUUAUUAAUAUGACAAGUGUAAAAAUCACAGCUCAUCCUGAUUACGAGUUAUUGAAUAAAAGGGCACAAAUUUCGUUUAACAGUCGUACUCAACCAGGAAUAUCCAAGAAGGCAAGAUUCCAUCUUUUGAAGAAUAUCUCUAUAAAGCAAGACGAUUUUGUUAUAAAAGAAGGAAUAAAUGAAAGAGAGAUAUCUGAACUUUCGAAAAGGAAAAUGGGAUUCAUGCUUGCUUGGACCAGCUUUGAGAUUUCUGAGGUAGAAUUCCACAGCACUGAGCUUGAUUUCUUCUGAGUCACAAUUUAUUUCCAAGAAAAGCUACUCAAAUUAUACAAUAUGGACUUUAAUGUUACUGGUGAAUCGUUUGAAAUCAACGAUCCAAUGAAUGUACAUCUAGAGAAUAUCACUGUGGAUGUAUCAAUUGAAGGUAGAUUCUUCUACCCAUUGAUAGUAUUCUGAAAUUAUCCAGAAGCUAACACAAAGAAUAAUGUAUAUAUAAAAUCUGUGAAUCCUAAGGUUUCUCUAGAAAAGCUCGACUAUACUUACACUUUUUUAAACUCUUAUCUCCCUGGCAACCACACUAUGAUUGAUAUUGAUUGAGGAUCACUCCCUGUUAAUGAAAGACUUCAUGUUUGAAUAGUUGUUGGAGUUAGCUCAACAUGACUUCCAGAUGAUGGCUUACUUCAGACUGUCGAGUACGAUUCCAUACAUUCCAACGGACAGUCACAACCAUAUGGAAAUCUGAAUAUACUACUAUCUCCAAUAGUUUCAUUCGCAGUUCCUUACAGGCCUGUUUAUGUAGGAAUGAGAAACUUUGAUUUUGUCAACAUUACCCAAGAUUGGAAUUUCGGACUGUUUUAUUUGUACACUAUCGGAGUAGAACAAAGCGAAAUGAUUAAUUUCUCAUUCCGCAAUGUGUUAACCAAAACAUUCUUGAUGGAAAUUUUAACGAUUAAAGAUUUGAAAAUCAAGAAUCUCACUUUUGAAGAUAGUCUGAAUCAUCAAUUUGAGAUAAUAAAAAUCACUGCUACUGGAGAUAUUGAAAUGGAAGACGUUAUUUUAAGAAAUUUUAAUAAUAUUGGAGCAUAUAAUGCUCCUCUAUUUUCUCUUUCAUUUCCUAAUACAAGCUCAAUAAUUCUGAAAGAUCUUAGCUUUCAAAACCUUGAAUUAGCUGCUGUUCCCUUGUUUUACAUAACUACUCCACCAGUGAUGAUGACUGUUAAAAAUUUCAUGUUCAAAGAUUGUAACACUUCUGAGGGUCAGUCUUUGCUCAAUUUUCUCUACAUAAACUCAAUUUCAAUUUCUAAUGUGACUCUCGAGAAUGUGAAUCCAAUCAAUUCCUUUGGAAGUGCUGAGAAGAUAAUAAGAAUUGGCUCGCUGAACUAUGAAGAAAUGCAGAUUGCUGAAAUUUCAGACAUCUCAAUCAUGAAUUCUUCUAUGUCAUUGUUCGGGGUUGGAACUAUUUCUUCAAUCUCAAAUUAUGAUAGAAAUAUUACUUUCAAUAAUAUAAAAUACUCUGGAUGCACUUUUCCAUCUCCAAGAGCAUUAGUUUCCACAGAUAGAUUUGUUGGAAGCCUCAACUUGCACAUUCAGUUUAGCCAACUGACAUUUGAGAAUGUGAAGUUUGUAACUUCUGGUGUUCUAAUAGAGUUAAAACAUCAACUUCCUACUGCUGUUCAUUUUAUUGAAUGCUCCAUUUCUGGUGCUAAUUCUGGGUCUAUUGAAGCUGAAGGUAGGAAAAUAUCGAAUGAUCUUGACACAAAAUUCAAGUUUAUGAACUCAACAUUCUCAAAUGUGACACUCAGCAGUACUCCAUUCAUCUCAACAAGCCAGAAUUUGGUUUAUGAGAUUCAGAAUAGUUCGUUUACAGAGUUUACAUCAUUGGGUCUUAUUGCAGGAAUAUUCAGAGCAUCUGAUAGGUCUGUUAUUACAAUUGAAGAUUCAGUAUUCCAGAAUAACUCAGCCGUUUUAUCUACAAUAUUCAAAGCAGAAACUGAAGCGAGUAUUAUUUGAACAAAUUGUACAAUCUCCAACAACUUCGGAGUCACAAAUGGAGUAUUUGAGAUCGAAUCAGGUGCAGUGUUGAAGAUACUUCAAAGUGCAAUUUAUGAAAAUUAUGCGAUACAGUACCCAGUUGGAGCGUUCUUAUCUGCUUUUACCCCUUCGAUCAUCAGCAAUACUCAAAUUUAUUCAAAUAAUGCAAUUUUUGAACCCGAUGUAGCUGUAGAGCUUUCUUCUAGUUGUAUAAGACUGUGAUUUUUGAAUGAUUUGAUAAAAAGUUAUCUUGCCAAUUUUGAAUUUUCCACUAUUACUCAGACUGACACUCUAAUUCAAGUGCUUCUAGCAGAGGUUCAUAUUAUCAACAACACACAAAUCUACAAUAGCACUUCAGCUGUGUACAGUUUUUCUUCUGUUUUGAUCAUGGAGGACUCUUUUCUAUUUGGAAUAGACUUUACAAACUCCCCAAUUAAUCUGGUAUCAACUGAAGCUACUCUGAAUAAUCUAACAAUAGCUGAUUGAACCAAGUUACCUUCUCAGGAUGAGCACGCAUUUAUCCAAGUAACAUCUGGAACUUUGAUAUCAUCAGGUUUGAAAGUGUCAAGCACAAAUUUUCGAAUUUCUCAACUAUCGUUCUCAAGCUGAAUGAUGAAUAAUACCCAAUUUACAGAUGUAAUAAACGACAACGGCCUUAUCGGAUGUCUUAAAUGCCAAAAUUUUGAACUUGAUACUUUGUUAUUAGAAAAUUCUUACUCGACAUCAUUUCCUUUACUCUUUCUCCAAGAGACUUUCAAUGUGGAAUUGAAGAACAUCAAACUCUCUGGAUAUCAGUAUCCGUUGGCUCAGUUUUCGUCUUCAAGUGUUACUUUGAUACAAAACCUUGAGGUUAAUGGUGGGAAGCAGGCUCUUGAGUUCAUAGAUUCUAACCUUCUCAAGAUGAAGAACUGCUCAUUUUCUAACAAUGAAGAAACUGGAGCAAGCAGGAGUGGAGCCAUUCAGAUCCUUAAUAGUAAAAUAAAUAUUGAAGACACUAUAUUCAGAAACAACUCUGCAGACUCUGGAGGAGCAAUCACUUUCGAGUGCACCAGUAUGGCGAAUUGCGAAUUAAAUAUUGAGAACUCGAAAUUCUUAGAAAAUAGUGCUAGACUGAGUGGAGGAGCAAUAUACUACAACUAUAAUUAUCCAAGAAUUAAAAACACUGCAUUUAGUAACAAUAGUGCAAAUUAUGGACCAAACUUUGCCAGUUAUCCUGCAAAGAUAGAACUUACAGAUAGUUCUCAAGGAAACGAUAUUAUUCUGGAAAACGUCGGAUCAGGUAUAACGAUUGAUCAAACUUUGACACUUGCUAUUUACGAUAUUGAUAACCAAAUAAUGAAUCUGGAUAAUUCAAGCCAGAUUGUUAUUCUCUCAAGGAAUGCAUCUGAAGCCAACACCAAAGGAUUCAAUAUCCUCUCGGUCAAUCAGGGGAUCGCUCAGUUUGAUAACUUUGCAGCUAUCAUAAGGGAUAACAAAAGAAGCUCAAAUUUUACAUUGAGUUCAAAAUCAAUCAACACUGAUAAAGUUCAAGAGGUCUUAGGAUCUUUAUUUUCUCAGAAAGAUCUUCAAAUUAAUUUUAGAGAUUGACAGCCAGGAGAAAGGAUCGUUGGGGAUGAGUGAGAAGUAUGAGCUAUAGGUACAUACUCACUUGAAUGGAAUGCAAUCGAAUGAGUCGAUUGAGACCUAGAAGCUGAUUGUCUUGGAGGCAAUCAAGUAUCAGUGAAGUCUGGCUAUUGGAGAAGGUUCCAAAAUUCUACCAAGAUUGUUGAAUGAAUAGUUGAAGAAGCUUGUGAAGGAGGAUUUUUAGAUGUUGAAGAUGACAAUCAAACAUAUAACUCCAAGAAUAUUCAUCCAGUAAAUUGAGCAGAAGGAUAUUCAGGCAAUCUCUGUUCCCAAUGAGUUGUAACCCAAGAUGUCAAAUAUGAAAGAAUUAAUGACUACGAGUGACAGAAAUGCCCAGAACAAAUUUGGAAUGCAAUUCAAGUGGUGUUCACUUUACUACUUGUCUUACUAUUUUACAUAACUUUGGUCGUUAUCAAUGUAAGAAAAACUGAUGAAAGUGAAUUAUCAGUUCUUCUAAGAAUCCUUACUAAUUAUCUCCAGAUUAUAACAGUGUCUGCAUCAAUGACCAACGACUAUCCAGCUGGGUUGAUUGCCUUAACAAUUCCUAUUAGGUUGUUUGGAGGGUCUACAGAUGCAUUACUAUCGUUUGACUGCUUCAUUAAAGACACUGAAGUCAACUUUAUGUUUAACUCAAACUCAAUCUUCAAAUUGUUCCUGAUGACAUUCUUGCCAAUAAUCUUAUUCUUUAUCAUUGCAGUGAUGUGGCUAAUCAUUAAAUGGGUCAAACCAGCUUGGUGCACAAAUAUUAAGAGAGCUCUUGUGAUUUCUUUCAUCACAGUUGUAUUUGUUUUGCACCCAAAGCUCACAGAGAAAAGUAUCAGUCUUUUCAAAUGUAUUGAAAUUGAUGAAGGCUACAAGGUCGCAAGAAUAGAUACUAAUCUUGAAUGAUUCUCCCCAACACAUUUGAAAUGGUGAAUAAUAGUGGGAAUACCUAUCAUUUUAGUUUGGGUAAUUGCCUGACCUUUAAUAACCUAUCUUGUUAUUCUUAAGCAAAGGAAGAAGAAAGAUAAUAGAAUGAUGGGAUACUUCUUGAUAAUCUACCAAGGACUCAAACCUGAAGUAAUAUAUUGGGAGUUUGUUAAUACUAUGAGGAAAGUUGCUAUCUUAUUGUUUCUUCUUUUUGAACUGAAGGUUGCCAUCAAUUUAUCACUAAUAGUACUUCUGCUGACAGCUCGUAUUCAGAUCAAGAUCAAGCCUUAUAAAAACUUUGAAAAUAAUAAAAUAGAAUUUUUAUCUACAAUGGGAGGUGCCACUUUGACUAUGGGAGCUCUAGUGUAUUCUAGACAUGAACAACAUGAUGUUCUGAAUGGCUUUGUUUUUCUAUCUAUUGCCAUUGUCAACUGUAAAUUCUUAAUAGAAUGGCUGAUACUAUUGAUGCAGCUGUAUCAAGGAAAGAAUAAGUUUGCUCAAACUACCGUAAUUUGUCUGUCCAAAAUUAUGUGUAAAAAGAGACCAAGACUAGAAAAAGUAGAGAAGAAAGACCAAAGCAAAAUAAAGUCUCUUCAAAAAGAAAUACAAGAGAAUAAGAGUGAAUCUGGUUAUGUAAAGAAGAGAGUAUACAGAAAGUCUAAGUCAAUCAUUAAGAGAGGGAAGUUCAAGAAGACAAGAUCACGUAAAAAAAUGUGGAAAACUAAAAGUGUUCGUCCUAGGGAUUUUGAAGUUGAUGAACAAGGUACAAAACCUCUCUAAUGCUGAUGUUUAUUGCUCAUUGAAAAUCUGCAGGCUUUAAACACUAUUGAAUAGUAGAUGAAAAUACUAAUUUAGUAACUUCUGAGAUAGAGUAUCAGAUCUGAGGAGCUAGUAACAAAUUUUUUGAUUAUUUUUCUAUAUUCAAGAGCUUUGUAAUUGAUAAAAGUCAUAUUACCUCUAAAGCAUGGACUUGAAUUCGCUAUUGUCCUAAUUAAUCUAGAGUUUAAUUAAGUGAAGAAAUACUUAUGAGACUUUUUAUUCAGUAAUAAUCAUACAUUCUUAACUCAUAUAGUAUUAUCUUUCUCAUAGAGAGUAGAAAAAUUUAUGCUUAAAUAAUUAUGAAACAUAGUAAAACUUUAAGUUAAAACAAGAAUCAUUUAUCGGUGUGAAACUCUAAUUCUUUAAAAUUAACAUUUUAGCAAGAAAGUUAUUUAUUUCAGGUUUCGCUGGUUUCCUGAAAACUUCUUUACAAUAAAAUUUAUUUAUAUUCAGUUAUUAUCCCUAACACUUGUACAGAACAUAACAACAGUAUAAUAAUGUCAUCCAGUUCAUAUCAAGAAUCUCAAAUUCGUUUCAUGAAAAAGAAAAGCGAAGAUCGAACUCCUUACCAAGAUGUUAGUCCUCAAGACCAUUGUGACUCUGGAGCUAUUGUAGAGAGUAAAGCAAGAAAAGUAGAGAAAGAUCUUUCAGAAAAUGGUGAAACUCCUUGGAAGAAGAGGAUAAUGUAAGCAGAAUAUAGGUUAUCAGGAGAAGGUAUCCUCGCCUGAGUCCGCAUUAAAAGAAUGGAAACUUAGCCUAAAAUCCUGAACAAUCUGCUCAUUCAUCUAUCAGGACAACACUCUUCAUGAAUUCAUCAACGCCUGUACACUUAUUGCUAAUUUCCUAAAAUCUC
Moneuplotes crassus is the source of this 7014-nucleotide messenger RNA. The record is from the annotation of a GenBank genome assembly. Lineage: Eukaryota; Ciliophora; Spirotrichea; Euplotida; Euplotidae.